Talpa occidentalis (Iberian mole) is the source of this 1127-nucleotide messenger RNA. RefSeq names its product C-type lectin domain family 7 member A-like. NCBI's taxonomy places the organism in Eukaryota, Metazoa, Chordata, Mammalia, Eulipotyphla, Talpidae. The coding region runs from base 161 to 712 and encodes 183 amino acids. The transcript has 8 exons. Gene Ontology annotation, molecular function: (1->3)-beta-D-glucan binding. Gene Ontology annotation, biological process: cellular response to molecule of fungal origin. The record is from RefSeq and is a predicted model, not a curated record.
CCAGGGGAGGCCCUUGAAGGGAUUUUCUAAUAAGAUGUCUACCAUGGAAUCUCAAAAAUUUUAAAUUUCAACUUCUUUAAUAAGAGUUUGCAUCUGCUUCUUCCCGGGACAUAUAUCUGCACUCUUCAAAAUAUCAGACAUUGUCUUCUAAAUUUCAGUAAUGAGUGAAGUAGUUUAUUCUGAUGUGCGACUUCAACAUCCAUCUCAGCCACAGAGAAGGCAAGGACUUCAAAAACCUGAAAAAAAAUUUCUAUCAGAUUUUAGGUGUGAAGAUUUUCCUGCUCAUCCCUCAUGGAAAUUCAUUGCCGUGAUACUGGGGAUCUGUUGCAUGGUGCUUCUUUUGUCUGUUGGACUCUUAACUGCAAGGUUGAACCAGAACUCAUUCAAGGUUGGAAGAUUUACUGGAAAUGAAACAGCUUGGAUAUAUCCUACUUGUCCCUUUGACUGGCAUCAACGUGGAGAAAACUGCUACUUUUUCUCAAGAGAAAAAAAUCAAUGGAUAGAAUGUGAAAGGCUUUGCAGUCGUCUAGAGUCAAGAUUUCUUAAAAUGGAUACUGAAGAUGAAGUGGAUUUUGUAAUAAAUGUGUCAAAGAUGUACCCUGGAGAACAACAAAAGUUUUUCAUUGGUUUAUACUACAACAGGAAACUACAGACAUGGAUUUGGUAUGAUAACACAAAUCUUGACCUAAACAGGACAGGACAAGACCUAUAAGAGCAAUGCUGGCGAACUCUUAGAAAAGUUCUCAGUGUAACUGAAUGGCCUUUAGAAGCUGGCUACUCCAUUUAAAAUAAUAAUUCUAGGGCAGGAAUAUUCAGAGUUAGGCAAACUAUAAAUGAUUUUCAAGCAUUUGCAUAUUUAUGUGUCUUUCUCAGUAGAGAAAACAUUGUGUAUAACAGAAUCUCUGGUGUAUUACAAAGUUCUACAACAGUAAAAUAGUAGAAUCCAGAGUUCUUCACUGGAAUUGCAAGUCCUACACUUUAGGCACAGAAGAGGUUGUAAUGUGUGCUGAGGAAAUGCUAAAAUUAUCUCAAAAUGAACCAACACAAAAAGCAAAACUGGUAAGCAAAGGAAAGGAUCUAACAUUUAUCUUGCUUUUUCUUUAACUAUUAUACUUCAGAGUGACAAC